CGAACCUCGUGGGUAUCAUUAUAAUUUUUUUGAGCUUUUUUGAUAAUUGUUUUCCGGUAUGAGAUCUCAACCCCACAAAUGGUCGAACGAUAUCCCCCACAUUUGAUUUGACACUAUCAUUAGAACAUAUAAUGGGACUCAAAAACAUAUUUCUCAGAUCUAAACCUACAUUCUUGAUCCAAAGCUGUAAUGUGUAUCAAAAGCGGAGCUUGUCGCUUGUUUCAUUUGAUGACAGACGGAUUACGGUGAGUUUUCCCGAGGAUGUUGGAACGGGAGACAAAGCCGAGGAAGAUCUCGAAGCUGAUCACACUCCCCAAACUCAAGUCACUUUCAGCACAAUUUUUCUUAGAGAUGCUUGCGAAUCUCCAGAAUCGGUAGAUGUGUCGACUAGGCAAAAAUCUUUCACCACGGCACAAGUGGCCAAGAAUUUAAAGGUCCACGGAGAGCCCUCAAUCGUCAGGAAAAAUAACCAGGAUCAUUUGAUUGUUCAAUGGAAACACGAUGAUGGGUCCACCCAAAAAUCUUCGUUUAGCGAGCAAGUUUUGAAGAAGUAUAAGGAUUUCCCAAGUAGAAUGGCGGGCAAGUUCUUUAUGGAGGAUAAGAUUUAUUGGUCGGAAAAGGAACUCGUGAAAGAUAUGAAGCUGUUGAAUUUAGAUUAUCACGCUUUUCUUGAAGGAGGAUCAACGUUCUCGAAAGCAUUGAAAGCAUUGAAUAAGCAUGGUAUAUGCUUUGUGAAUAAAAUGGAUGAUCCAUUGCAGAACCCUAAGACUCAGGAUCUAUGCGAGGCAAAUUUGGCGCUCUGGCCUGUGGCUAAAGUGGCAAAAAAUUUUGGAUAUAUUAAGCCAACUUUCUAUGGAACACUUUUCGACGUGAAGAAUGACAAGAAUGCAAAGAACAUUGCCAACACAAACAAGUUUCUUCCAUUGCAUAUGGAUUUAUGCUACUAUGAAUCCCCUCCAGGCCUUCAGCUCCUACAUUUCAUUAAGAACUCGACGUUGGGAGGCGAGAAUGUAUUUGCAGAUUCGUUCUUAGCAGUAUCAAAGAUUAGAAAAGAAGACUCAGAGGCAUACGAGGCAUUGAAGAAGGUACCGAUCACCUUUCAUUACAAGAACAACAAUGAGUAUUAUUAUUACCUCCGUCCUUUAAUUGUGGAAGAUCCACAUCUUGUGGAUAAUAAAAGCGGCCAGCCACUAGUUAAGGAGGUUAAUUAUUCCCCUCCUUUCCAAGGACCUUUUGAGGUGAAUAUCACUUCAACCGAGGACCCCAAACUCUUUGAUGACUUCAUCAGGGGGAUGAUUAUGUUCGAAGAUGCCAUUAACGAUCGUGCCAACCAAUAUAUCGUGAAAACACCAGAAAACAGUUGUGUAAUUUUCGACAACAGAAGAGUUCUUCACUCAAGAUUGGAGUUUUCCGAUUGCAAUGGAGGAGACCGUUGGUUGAUGGGGUGUUACGUCGAUGGAGAUAGCUUCCGCUCGAGAUUACGCACUCACAUGUCGCCAUAGGACACGAGCAAUAGAAACCAAGGGGACAGUCCCCCAUAAACAUCUCAAUUUACAUAUCAUUGUUACAAAUACACAAUUAUGCGAAUCC
Messenger RNA from Metschnikowia bicuspidata var. bicuspidata NRRL YB-4993, 1590 nucleotides. RefSeq lists its product as uncharacterized. Gene Ontology annotation, cellular component: mitochondrion. The coding region runs from base 132 to 1502 and encodes 456 amino acids. The record is from RefSeq and is a predicted model, not a curated record. Lineage: Eukaryota; Fungi; Ascomycota; Pichiomycetes; Serinales; Metschnikowiaceae. The transcript has a single exon. Gene Ontology annotation, molecular function: oxidoreductase activity. Gene Ontology annotation, biological process: carnitine biosynthetic process.